CUGGUCAACCAAGCUGCGAGAAAUACUACAAGGAAGCAACAGAAAAGCUUUGUUUAUCAUGCUUGGUUUGAUCAUGGCACAACAACUUAGCGGAAACUUCAUCACUAUGCAGUAUCUGCAUGUGUUGUUGAGCAAAACAACGAUUGGCCUCGACACACACGAAGCGACGAUGUUGGUCCUGGGUGCCGACUCUAUAUCUAGUUCUAUAUCCCCAUUACAAGUGGAAUCUAAGGGAAGAAGAGAACUUUUGAUUCUGUCUACGCUUGGAUCGUGUUCUACAUUGAUUAUUCUAGCAAUUUAUCUUUUGUUAGAUCAACAUGAGUUUGACGUUUCCAACUUCUCUAUUCUUCCAGUUAUCGACUUAAUUAUAUAUCAAGUAAUGUUUCACAUUGGUUUAGGUACGUUACCCAAUGUUCUCCUACGCGAGUUAUUUCCUGCAGAACUAAAAGGCUCCGUUCGUGCCAUCAUUAUAAUUUUCGAUGGUAUAAUUGGUUUUACCGUGCCGAAACUGUAUCAAGUGAUUACCGAUAAUGCAGGAUCGUGCGGGAUUUACUUUAUCUUCGCGGCAUCAUGCUCGGUGGCAUUUGUGAUAGUGUUCAUAUGGGUACCGGAAACAAAAGGAAAAACGUAUCACGAGAUUAAAGCGCUUCUAGUUGGUGAAAAUUUGAAUUCACCGAAUGAAGAAGUUAGCACCGCUGGAAUGGAUAGUCGUGAAAUAUGACAGGAGAAAAUGCACUGACAAUCCAUAGCACGGUGUCUCCAUACUCGGAAUAUUUUAUUUCUCAUUUUUAUUAGUAUAACGAUAAAGAUCUACAAUUUUAUCACGAUAUGCAAUUUUUGUAGGAACGUAGGUUUAUUUGUUUGUACGUGUAAUUUUAGAAAUGUGUUUAACAAAGCUCAUGGUCAUUUACAAACAUAUGCAUCGUAUAAAUUGACUUGAAUUGAACUUAGAGGAAUACAUGUUCUCAAACUAAACUUUUUAUCCAUUUCAUAAUACGAACAAUGUAACAAUAUCAAUUAACUCGAGAUAACUGAACAAGAGUUUGCAAAAGUAAGAAAAGUAAUA
Messenger RNA from Bombus huntii, 1066 nucleotides. RefSeq names its product facilitated trehalose transporter Tret1-like. The record is from RefSeq and is a predicted model, not a curated record. Gene Ontology annotation, molecular function: transmembrane transporter activity. The transcript has a single exon. Lineage: Eukaryota; Metazoa; Arthropoda; Insecta; Hymenoptera; Apidae. The coding region runs from base 59 to 721 and encodes 220 amino acids. Gene Ontology annotation, biological process: transmembrane transport. Gene Ontology annotation, cellular component: membrane.